Hippoglossus stenolepis (Pacific halibut) is the source of this 4529-nucleotide messenger RNA. RefSeq names its product beta-1,3-galactosyltransferase 2. Gene Ontology annotation, molecular function: N-acetyl-beta-D-glucosaminide beta-(1,3)-galactosyltransferase activity. NCBI's taxonomy places the organism in Eukaryota, Metazoa, Chordata, Actinopteri, Pleuronectiformes, Pleuronectidae. The transcript has 2 exons. Gene Ontology annotation, cellular component: membrane. The coding region runs from base 897 to 2150 and encodes 417 amino acids. The record is from RefSeq and is a predicted model, not a curated record.
ACUGCCACCAAGCCGGGAGCUGCCUUCCAGAAUGGAUACACAAUUCACAGCGCUGCCUCCCGCUCCAUCUUUCUCCUCCCCCGCUGCUUUCACCCUCCUAGCCUUAGUCCUCUCACAGACAACGAGACGGCACAGAUGGGCCGCUGAAUGAGGAGGGUUAGAAGAGGAAAAUGGAAAUGACAAAAAGGAAGAGAAGCAAAUAGGGGGAGGGAAGAUAUCACAAGAGCAUGUGAAUCAGAGGAAAGAGAGAAGCAAGAGGAAACAAGCAUUAGCCUGGUUAUGCAUCAUCCAGAGAAUAACCCAAUCUACCGACUGCUGCAGUAAUAUUCACAACAUGGAGUGAGAGGACAGUGAAAGGACCCUCGCUAACUGUCAGCUGCUGACUUUCUUCUGCCUUUGGCCAGAGGAAGCAUCGGCAGCAGCACCAUUAGCAUCAAGCCACUGGGGACAAUGCGCCAAAGACAGAGAGACUGCAACACUGGAGCUCUGACAUGUGCUGCUGAUGCACACAGACGCACGUUUUCUUUCAUGCAUGUGGUAGAUAACUACGAGUUCCUUGAAGAGGACUACUACUGGUAAAGAACCCCAAUAUUUUUACCUUCUAAUUACAAGAAAGGCUGAUUUGUAACAUGUCAAAGUAAAUAAUGAGGACCUAAACUGUACGUGAGAUCAAUACCGAUGGAUAUGAGAAAGAAAUGAGUACUUAGAAGAAAACAGGGCAUCACUGGACAUCAACAAUAUAGUAUAUGGAAAUGGGAUACCAACACAGGGACCAAGUCCAUUCGUCAAUUCACCAAGGAAACUUCCUUUCGUCUCCGGGAUCAAGACUUGAUCAAAUGCUGCUGACAAGUGGACUUCAAUGCCUACCGACUGAGUAAACUCCUGCCAACAGAACCAUGCAGUGGAGACGACGCCACUGCUGUGCACACACAGCUAAACUUUUGUAUCUCCUUUCACUGUUGGGUGUACUGGUCUUUCUGGCCCACCAGGUGUGGCUGCCUAGGCUAACAGGUAUGCCAUGGUGGAGAGGCCAUCCAGUGGUGUACGGAAGUGGUGGACUUCAAAACACCAAAUCCAAACUGAAUAUGAGCUCCCAACAUUCAAUUUGGAGGUUUGUCAUCGUUCCUCAGCCGACUUUGAAGGCUGACACCAACAUCAGCUUCCAUGAGAAGGAAGGCGUCUUCUCUCCUCGAGACCCAAGUUCUGAGAACACCCUGGCAGCUAACACAAGCCAAAGUGGAGAGGGAGAUCUUAGAGGAAUGAUAACUCACGGGCCUUUCUCUUAUGUUAUCAAUGAGCAAGACAAAUGUGUAGAAAACAGACCCGCCCCAUUUCUGGUGUUACUGAUAGCCACUGAGGCUCGGAAGGUGGAGGCUAGGAACGCUAUACGCCAGACGUGGGGGAAUGAGAGUGUCGGUCUGACUCUGGGAAUCAUCCGUCUGUUCAUGCUGGGGAAAAAUGAGGGAGAGCUAGGACUUUUACAACAAAGGAUAAUAGAAGCAGAGAGCAAAAGGCAUCAUGAUAUUAUUCAGCAGGACUUUGAGGAUUCCUACAAAAACCUGACAAUUAAGACAUUGAUGGGAAUGAAUUGGGUGGCAAUGCAUUGCCCACGGGCCAGCUAUGUCAUGAAGACGGACAGUGACAUGUUCGUCAACACAGAGUACCUCAUUUAUAAGCUUCUCAGGCCAGAACUAUUUCCCAGGAAGAGUUACUUCACAGGAAAUAACAUGAGAGGCUUUGCACCUAACCGAAAUAAAAACAGCAAAUGGUACAUGCCGCCAGAGCUGUACCCAAGCGAGAAGUACCCCACCUUCUGCUCUGGGACUGGUUACGUCUUCUCUGGAGACUUGGCGAUGAAGAUCUACCAAGCAUCUCUCAGUAUCCCUCACCUGCAUCUGGAGGAUGUGUAUGUGGGAAUAUGCCUAGCCAAGCUCCGGAUCGAGCCCACGCCACCGCCCAAUGAGUUCCUAUUCAACCACUGGCGGGUGUCUUACUCCAGCUGCAAGUACAGCCAUCUGAUAACAUCGCAUGGGUUUCAUCCCAAUGAACUACUUAAAUACUGGCAUCACCUACAGACCAACAAACACAAUGCCUGCAUCAACACAUUUAAAGAGAGAGGGGGCAGGAUGCACACAGUCCAAAAGGGAUGAACGAAACAAGCUCAAUAACUGACACUUUUUCACUCACAAGCUCUUGUUAAGCCUGUUCACACUGGAAAAAAAAACAACAACACACAAACAUCUGGGUUUUUUCUUUAGGGGGGAAGGUACAAUCCUCAUAUUACUCUGCCAUAGUCAGUGGUAACUGUCUACUCCAGCUCUGAUUGGCAGUCAUGGUAACAUGACACGCGGGUGGACAUACACAUUUUUGCCCCUUUUCUGAUGUUAUCACAUUCGUCAUGGCCGUAUCCUUGGUAACUCCUGUACCCUCUCAGACACAACUUCCAACGCAGUUCAAAACAGAGAGGCAAACUCGUCUCCUGGCAAUGAGAAAGGAGUCAAUUAUCUUUGUAGCGGGUUUGGUAAAGUUUAAAAAACCUGCAUAUCCAUGUUAAUUUGGAUAUAAAAAGGGGAUUGGAUGCAAAUCAUUUUUAUCUCAUACGAAAGAUUUGUCCACACUUUUCAUAUGGGAACUCUGCAUAAAUGAGUAAAACCUGAUGUGUGUGCUCCAUUAUUAUUGCCAAUUUUGUACAAAGGAAGAACAAAGUUUCUAUGUCUUGAGUCAAACCACUGGAGAGUUUAUGUCCACAGCUCUAGUUUACAAAAGAAUAAGCUGUGUGUGCAAAAGCUACUUUUUGUAAUAAUGUAUGCGAUACUUCAUGAUUUCUAUGUUCAGAUACAAGUUCAAAACAAGGUACAGUGCCAAUAAACUUUUAAAAAUUUAAAACUUGCAUAUCAAAUAGUCAGGGGAGUCUUUUUAAAAGAGUAUCAACAGUUAAGUAACAGCAGACUGAGAUUGUUGCAGGUUGACAACCUAUGUGGGAACAGACACUUUAUGCAUCAAAUUAUCAGACCAUUAUAUAUCACAUUUUUGGAAAUUGCCGAUACAAAUUACAUUUGGGAGUUAAUGUAACACAACAGAUCCUCUUGUUGAUCAAGUAAGGUCCUGUUGGGACAUGAUGGUAGAUGAGAAAACCCUUCUAAAGACAAUCUACAGAAAAAUAUUUCUGUGGUUUCUGCUGAUUCUCUUUGAUAAGGUAAAAUGGAAUAGGAAAAACCAGCAGGAUUUCUUUGUAAUAGAAUAUUGAAAGCUUUAAUAUUGAAAAUAAGCGAGUAAGUCUCAAUUAUAUUCCCUUGGAUCGCACAUCAUGGACACAUUGCUGUUUUGAUUAUAGAAUGUUGUAGUCCACUUGGUACAUACCAUGCACAGUGGAUUUGUGGUGUAGUGGCUUUGUGAACAAAACAAAUGUUGUGUACAAGGAGAACAGCGCAGGGCAGCACUCACAUGCAAGCAUAUGCAGAUAAAGGAAGUAACACCAACAUACGCAAGUGCCAACUGAGUCAGGAUCAUAGCAUUCUGUGUUUACUGUCUUCAAACACAUGAGACUGAACAGUAAAUGUCACACUGAAACUUGGUUUAGCAGCUUCCAGCCAAUACCACUGAUUAAAAAGUGUCUCUUUCUAGAUACUGGCAACAUGAAAUAUAAACAUGCGGUGUAGCUCUUAGGUAAAUCCUCAGCAAACAAGAAGCCCCAUUCUUACCGUCACUGACUUCAGGGUCAUGCCGUGGUAGGUGCCCAUGGUAUCGAUCUUGAAACCCUCCGUUUCUGAGAAAAAUACACACAAUGAGUAAAGACUGCUGGCAGAAUUUAGUUUUUUGUUUUUGUUGCAUGAAAAUAUUAUGCAAUGUUUGCACCUUAAUUGUUACACUUAUUGUCCAACGCUUAAGGAAACUUUGCAAAUGCUGAACAUCAUAUCAAUAGUUUUCACCAUUUGUGCUGAAAGGUAGAAUCCAGUUUACAAGUGUUAAAACAAUGAGGCAAAGUACGCAAAGAGUUUAAACUGUGAUGUGACUGCAUUUGUUACAAAUGGGGAAAAGAGGUGAGAGUGUAAAAACACCAGUAAACCACAGUAAAAGUCCUGACAGUUAGUACAGCUGUGUUAAACUUAGAUUAUUACGAAAGCUGUGUUUGAUUUCCACACUCAGGUAAAUGUCCAGCUUCAGCCAAAGUUAGAAACCGUUCCCCAGACACAGGGGAGCACGCGCAGCAUGCAGUUUAUGUACAUGGCUCCGGAGAUUUUCAGCCUUCAAAGACAGAUUGUGAAGUGUGGCCGUCUUUUGGUUUUAUAAUAGAGCUGAGGGAAGCCUAAUUGAAGAUGCAUGCCUCGUCUGCAAACAUGCACAAAGUAAAUCUCUGUGAAUGGGGGCAACACUUUGAAUGCAAGGCAAGUUAACACCUGAUGUGGGGGACUUUUUGAAUGGUCGAAAAUGUCAUGUUUUGUCUGUAUAACUUGCAAAUUGCUUGUCAAUGAUGUAAACUGACUCUUUCUGUGUUUCCUAAACAAUACAUCAUACUGUGCUGCUGUAUG